Molecule: messenger RNA, 714 nt
Organism: Strongylocentrotus purpuratus (purple sea urchin)
Lineage: Eukaryota; Metazoa; Echinodermata; Echinoidea; Camarodonta; Strongylocentrotidae
Product: probable maltase-glucoamylase 2
Exons: 1
Coding region: 136-699 (187 amino acids)
Source: RefSeq, a predicted model, not a curated record
CAUAUGGUUCUUGUACUGGGCGACUGAUGCUGAUCGAAUUUAUAGGAUACUGGAACACCUUGGUGAAGGAGGGAAGAGAAACAGCGGAGGCAUUUUAGAAUUGUUCUAGGGCGGACUUGGAAAGAAAGAAUAACCAUGAAAGAAGAAAUGGACAUCGACGAGGCUGUUAAGUCGGGACGGCAACGGUGGUCGACAUCUGCCGUGGUCGCCGUCGCUCUCGGCAUCACCCUCAUCCUGGUACCCCUCUGCGUCUGUCUUACGUACUUCCUUCAUCCAGGUUACGGACUGAGCGAUACCGACGACGACAGCCCCUUCGAACCUUUGCCAGCCGAACCCGACGUCCGUAUCAACUGCAUACCGGACAGGGACCAGUCGCCCAACGAGGAGCUCUGUUCUAAUCGCGGUUGCAUGUGGAUGUCGCCGUACUCCGAGGGGCAACCAUGGUGUUUCUUCCCCGAGGACUAUGGCGCAUACCAUGUCAUGGUUGAGGAUAAUAUGAGCUGGGGUACUCGGAUACGUCUCGAACGGCAUGCUGAGGUGCCUUCGUUUUUCGGCGGUGUCAUUCAAACGUUGAUGAUUGAUAUUGAGCAUCAAACGAAUGACAGAAUCCAUUUUAAGGUUAGGCAAAAGCCAUUCUUUGUUGAUUGUUUAAUUUCUUCCGUAACUGGUUCAUUUUGUUUGUCCUUUUAUAUUCUUUAACAAUUCCUCUGUGAU